GUAACACUGUUUCUCGAACUGUGCCCAGAGAGAAUGAAGGAAAGACAGAAGAUUUCUCCGGUGUUUAUAGUGAAAUUACCUAUAUAUAUAGCCUUGUCUAUCUAUAUAGGGAAUAAGCUCAAGAAAAGGAGACAAUAAAAUUACCCAUAGCUCUCUCCUACCCUUUAAGUGUUUCUGCAAGCUCAAUUUAGCAGAUUAGUAUUUGACUUCAGAGCUGACUGAAGAUAUAUGCAACUUAUAUGGUCUUGCAAUCUAUUCAAACAAAAGUUAACAAUCCUCCGAAAUGUGAUCUGCGCAGAUGCCUUGAUGGAAUUAAGAAGGCAGCUUGGUUGCAAGCAGUAUGCACAGAAAAGUUCUUUCGGGGAUGCUCAAUUCAUGAAAUGGCCAAGAAAAACGAGAAAAAUAUAUGCUGCUUGGAUUGCUGCACUAGCAUAUGCCCACACUGUGUUCAUUCACAUCGUUUCCAUAGGCUUCUUCAGGUACGCCGCUAUGUUUACAACGACGUUGUCAGAUUGGAGGACCUUGAAAAGCUCUUUGAUUGCUCCAAUAUUCAGGCAUACACGAUCAAUGCUGCAAAAGUGGUCUUCAUCAAGAAGAGGCCUCAGAAUAGGCAGUUCAAAGGCUCGGCUAAUUACUGUACUUCUUGCGAUAGAUGCCUCCAAGAACCAUUUAUCCAUUGCUCCCUUGGCUGCAAGGUGGAAUUUGUGCUGAAGCAUUAUACAGACCUAUCUCCAUUCUUAAGGAAGUGCAAGACGUUACAGCUGGGUCCAGACUUCUUCAUCCCACAAGACAUGGGAGACGACAUCAACCUUCAUCAGGAAAUAACAAAUGAAUCACUCCAUUCGACAAUUGUUGAUUCCAAUGAACAACCAAUGAGCUGCUAUAAUUAUUCAUCGGGUUCAGAAAACAUAAGUAGCAGCAACAACAUGUUUUGCACCGAAAUUGUCAGGAAGAAGAGAAGUGGACUUGUUUAUGUCUCAUGCACUGGUAUCAACAGCAGAAGACCAUCAUCAUCAUCUCAUAAUAACAAGCAGCAGCUUCACUCAGAAGAAGAUAUCAGCACAGGUAUGAGUAGAAGAAAAGGAGUCCCCCAGAGGUCUCCACUGUGUUAAACUUUUUGAGUUUAUUUUUUCCUUUUUUUUUGGGAACGUUUACCACUUGAUAAUUUUAUAAUCUUGGUUCAACAUUUGGAAUUUUGACUGGCUCUUGGAACUAUUUUAACUAAUCUUUUGUCUGUGUAAGGUAAGUGGCUUAGUUAAUUACUUGGUCGGGGGUUAGUCCUAAUGGCAUCACGUGAUUCCCAGUUCCACGUAAGGGUGUUGUACAUAUUUAUUUUAGAAUAUAUGCUUAGAGUGCUAUUAGUAUGGCUAUUAAUAAUUUUAAUCA
Messenger RNA from Daucus carota subsp. sativus, 1386 nucleotides. RefSeq names its product protein RGF1 INDUCIBLE TRANSCRIPTION FACTOR 1. Lineage: Eukaryota; Viridiplantae; Streptophyta; Magnoliopsida; Apiales; Apiaceae. The transcript is spliced from 5 exons. The record is from RefSeq and is a predicted model, not a curated record. The coding region runs from base 240 to 1112 and encodes 290 amino acids.